Molecule: messenger RNA, 1469 nt
Organism: Chara braunii
Lineage: Eukaryota; Viridiplantae; Streptophyta; Charophyceae; Charales; Characeae
Source: the annotation of a GenBank genome assembly
CGGCGGAAGCUUUCCGGCCGAACCUCUGUUUUGCAAGCGAUUUUUUUCGGCUGUCGUCCCCUCUUUCUGUUUUUUUGUGUUUUUUGGGAAAAAGAGAGGAGUCCAUUAUCAACGUCCUCCCUUUCCUUCGGCCCGAAUAAUAAUGGGUAUCCAGCCCAAAGGCGUCGGGGAUAUUCAUUACUCGAGCAGAGGAAGCUGAAGGAUUUCGUAAUGUUUGGCUUCGGCUGGGAGAUAUAGGGGCCAGUGCAAUGUUGAGUUCCGCUGUGAAGGCACAAAAGGAUGUGGACGUCUCUUAGUGAGUGAGUAUUAACACUGCAGUUAAAAAGAUGUUGGAGAGGUCUUCUCAAAAUGCGCUCAGUCGGAUCUAUAUGUGCGCAAGGCAUCCUCGGGCAGAUAAACAAGAUUUACUAUUCCAUUGCCCCAAAGAGGGUUCCAUUGCAAAAUGUCGUUCUGUUCGUUGGCGAUAGUGGUGCAGACAUUCCUGACGAAGUCGUCCAGCACCUGUCGCGUCCGGAGGAAAUGGUGUCCAUUGUAGAGUCAAAGGUUGGGCAGAAAGCAGAUGUGUUUGUCGUUUGUCCGUCUCGGUAUGAGGGCCCUUUUGCAUGUUAUGACCACAUGCUGAGGGGAACAACAGCAGCAGGUGACCCACUGGGGUACCAUGGAUCUGAUAUCAAGGCUUGCCGCCACAUCCACGCCCUGCUUUCGGAUGUUCAGUUGCGAGUUGGUGCCGACAGCAAUCGAAGUGGCGAUGGCCUGAGUCGGCAUCAGGGGAAAGGUGGUGAGCAGGGGGAAAAUGUAACAGAGGAGGAGGCCGUGGAAGGGCCAAGACGAGUCCCAAGAACAGUAGUUCCACGGACGAUUCUCCUUGGAUUUAGUAAAGGUGGUGUGGUGCUUAACCAGAUCCUCGCCGAGCUUGCGUUCCUUGAAGAUCACCCUCACUCUCUUGUGGAGGUCGACAAUAACCCCAGCGGCAGCGAACGUAAUUCGCUUGCUCAUCUACAAUUGAGAGAUUUCGUGGGGAGUUUUGAGGAGUUCCAUUAUGUCGAUGUUGGUCUGAACUGCCGUGGGGCUUAUAUGACUGAUCCACGAGUUUUGCGGAGUUUCGCUGCAGGUUGCAGAACCCGUCCAAGGCGACUGAUCAUGCAUGGCACUCCCCGGCAAUGGUGCGAUCGGCGUCGCCCCUGGAUUGCUGAAGAGAAGGAGAGGUGUCUUUCCAUUCUUCAAGAGGCCUGUGCAGACUUGCAGAAAGCGAUGAGUCCCACAGACAAUCAGCGGGCUUACGAGGGUUUGAAAGUUGAAGAGCGGUGGUACUCCAAGGGAGAGAAGCCCAACCUCAGGAUGCAUUUUCGAAUCCUGGAGUCUCUUGAACUGGGUUGAGCAGCUGGCUCAAGGGCUUUACUUGAACUUCGUUUUCUGAAAACCCGAAAUACUAAAAUAGUGAAAAACAUGAAUAUAAUCUUGGAGAUCGU